Molecule: messenger RNA, 1759 nt
Organism: Nomia melanderi (Alkali bee)
Lineage: Eukaryota; Metazoa; Arthropoda; Insecta; Hymenoptera; Halictidae
Gene: rho-7
Product: rhomboid family intramembrane serine protease rho-7
Cellular component (GO): membrane
Molecular function (GO): serine-type endopeptidase activity
Source: RefSeq, a predicted model, not a curated record
GUUAUUUACACGUAAUCAAUCAAAAUUACAAACAGAACACAUAAUAAGAAACCCCUCUUGUCACUGUGUCAUCACGGAAUUCUUUUCAUGUACAAUGUACCGUAACUUAAAACUAUUUAGUAUUUACUUACUUGGUAAUCUUAAAAGAAAGAAUAGCGAUGAGUGUUAACCAAUGAGGACGAAGAAUAAAUAGCCUCCACGAUUUCGUAGUUACCGGAGCAAAAGUGUAUAUUUUAUUUAUUUUAUUUUGUACAUUAAAUAACAUUUACAUGAGUAUACAGUAUUACAUGUUUACGUAAAUGGAAAUGUAUUUUAUAUUUUUAAUAAUUAAUUGUUAAUAAGAAAACAAUGUAUUUUAAUUAUCUGUAAUUAAUUUACGAUGAUUUCUAUUUCAUCAGUAUCAAUUCCACUUAUAAUAUAAAGUAAUUUUGUGAAAUCAACGAUCGUCUUUUUUUGUGGUUUUCAUCAUCAAAUGAUAUCAUCAAAUUAUCAGUGAUAUGGCUGUCAAACCGUUAUUACAUUUAGGUGAUGCAUGUAAAUGCAUUUUCACGACAGUGCAACUUAAACCUAAGUUGCAUGCAACAACAAUUUAUAAACAAAUUAGACAUUUUAGACGAUUUAGAGACAAAGAGGAAGGAUUAGAAAUAUCUUUAUUAAAUAAACAUGUCAAAAAGAACAAUGUCCCUCUUUCAAAAAUGUGGAAACCCUUUGUCUUUACAAUUAUGUUUAGUGGAACAACGUUCAUUGCUGCUACUAUUUGGAACCAUGAGAAUCAAAGAAAAACCUACAGUAUACAGGAAUAUUAUACACAACUCAGACAGCAAAAAACAAGAUGGAGGCGUGAUAUGGAAGAUUGGUGGAAAGACUUAACAGAAGGCGAGAGAAUAUUUGCUCCUAUAUGUUUUUUAAACGGCAUAGUAUUUCUUGCAUGGCGCAUCCCAAAAUUUCAGAAAACAAUGAUGCAAUAUUUUUCUUCCAAUCCUACAUCUGGUGCAAUAUGUUGGUCGAUGUUGCUGUCUUCAUUUUCCCAUCACUCUUUUUUGCAUUUAGCUGUUAAUAUGUAUGUAUUACAUAGCUUUAUUUCUUUGGCUGUAUCAUCAUUGGGUAAAGAACAGUUUACAGCACUUUAUUUAACUAGUGCAGUUGUGUCCAGUUUUAUGAGUAACUUGUGCAAAACAGCAUUUGGUGUAUGUAGUCCUUCCUUGGGAGCUUCUGGAGCAAUAAUGGGUAUUCUUGGAUUUACAUGUACAGAGUUUCCAAAUAUUUAUAUCUCUAUUAUAUUUCUUCCAAUGUACACAUUUGCAGCUGGCACGGCAAUUAAAUUUUUAAUGGGAGUGGAUCUCUUGGGAAUUCUGUGUCGUUGGCAAAUUUUCGACCAUGCAGCUCAUUUGGGUGGAGUGUUAUUUGGCAUAUUCUGGCAAGCAUGGGGUUAUGAAAAUAUAUGGCAAAAACGUGAGCCAAUAUUUAAAAUUUGGCAUGAGAUUCGUGAUUCAUUUAAGUCACGUUGAUAUCUUUUUGUAAAAAAAAUAUAUAUAUAUAUAUAUAUAUAUAGUGUGUUAUUAAGAAGAACUGCACAGAGGGAAAAAAUAAAAUUGGAGAAAUAAUGUUUUUAUAUCUAAAUUUUCUUAUACUAUUGUGAAAGAUAAAUUAGGAAAUCUUGCAUCCUUAUUACCACACUUUUUUUUUGUAAUUAUGUAAAAAUACAGUAAUAAAAAAUUACACGCGCAUGGUUAAUAAAAUUAAGCUUUAAGAAACUUUA